Messenger RNA from Fraxinus pennsylvanica, 300 nucleotides. NCBI's taxonomy places the organism in Eukaryota, Viridiplantae, Streptophyta, Magnoliopsida, Lamiales, Oleaceae. The record is from the annotation of a GenBank genome assembly.
AUGACUACUAGAGUACGGUGGAGUUCAAUGCCUAGGGUUUCCAGAUUACAAGAUGAGGAAGAUAAUGACUGGAUUCAGAACGGAUAUGAGGAUACCGAUGGGUCUCAUUCUGUAGAUGACAAUGAAGAACUUGAUUGUGGAAAAAGGGGUCCCAACCACGGUAGCAACGUUUGUCCAGAUGAAACAGGGAGAAUUCCUUUAACUGUGGGAGACAAUAGGUAUGUAGCUAAACAUUUUUUGUUUUUUGGAUUUCAGUUUGAAUGCAAAGUGGUAUCAUUGAUUUUAUAUGGCGUGAAUUAA